Molecule: messenger RNA, 804 nt
Organism: Closterium sp. Yama58-4
Lineage: Eukaryota; Viridiplantae; Streptophyta; Zygnematophyceae; Desmidiales; Closteriaceae
Source: the annotation of a GenBank genome assembly
AUGUCACAGCUGACGUCAGCGCAGGAGGAGCUGAGGGUGAUAGUGGAUCUCGUGAAUGCGGUGGAGAGCGGUGCAGAGGGGCUGGCUGUGAGUGGGGUAUCGAAGCCGAAGCAGCAUGCAGCAGAGAUGAGCGCCGAGCUCACUACCCGGCUGGCAGGCAAACUCACGCUGCUGCAGGAUGUGGGGGGAGGCUUGCUGCACGCAGCAGCGCGCCUCACACAGCAAGUCAGCGACGACGCACCAUUCUACACCGCACUCCAGCGCAUACAGCACCGGUGGAAGGUCAAGCGCACCCACCCUGCCCUCGCCCCUCCGCCCACCCCGCUCUCCGCCUCCUCCUCCUCCUCAACCGCGGCUGGCUUUGCUGCUGACGUCACUGUGCAAUCGCUCCUCCUCUCCCUCCCUCACGCGCCCCCUCUACCUGCCAGCAUGCCUCUCAUACCCGCUACAAGCCUCCCCUUUACCUCGUUAAGACUUGAUAGGGACAAGCAGGGAAUGCUCCGGGCUGCUCCGCCUGAAGGCCAGCCAAUCAGGAGGCUCCACGUCAGCGUAUUUGGGAGGGAAGCGGGCAGCGAAUAUGGGGAGGAUGGUGGUGCUGGUCCUGGUGCUGCUGCUGAUGCUCGUGGUAGUGGUGAGGGGGUGGUGGGGAAGGGGGAAGAGGAGGAAGGAGAGGGUGGGGGGAUGGCAGAGGGGACGGACGGGGAGGAGGGGGAGGAGAAGGAGGAGGAGGGGGGCGAGGGGACGGCAGUGCACAAGGCUCAUGAGCUGCUGAGGGCCGCGCAACGCUCGUGGUUUGACUGGCAG